AUGCGGGGAGUGGACGGGACACAAGAGCCGGCCGGAUCGAGCCUGAACUCCUUUAGGCUCAGGGUCUCCCCCGCUGCCUGCCCCUGGGGCUGCGUGCUCGGGCCUGAGGGUUGGAGCGACGCGCCCUUCUGUCCCCUGCACCGUCCACCGGGCGCCGCCGAGGCCGAGCACAGCCUGUGGCAGGUACGUGGGGACCUGGGGAGGGGCGGCGGUUGCUCCGGUCUGGUCCCGCCACUUCAGCUCCGGGUGACGCCGCCGGUCGCCUCCAGCGCGGUGAACCGAAGCGCUAUGGGAGAAGUGUCUGGGACCUGCGACGUCUUGCACCAUGACCUGGAUUUCUGGGACCAAAAAGACUUUUGCGAGGAGUACAGCGAGGAGGAGGACGACGAUGAGUAUGAAGAUGAAGCGGUUGAAAACGGGGACUGGGUGGGCUUCAACGAGCCCUGGGUGUUUGAGGAUGGCUUGCCCCCGUUCCCAUACCUGGCGAAUCCUUUCGAGUACCAACGCUUUGUGAAUCUUUUCGGGGACCACGAUCCUCCCGAGUCUGUCUCCCUCCCCUCCAGUCUGUUGGAGGCUAAGAUGGGCCGGCUGCCUGCCCCCCAGGGGCACCAGCUGACAGCCGAGGAAGCAGAAAGGAACGCACAGGAGCUGGUGGCAGAGGAGGAGCGCGUAAAGAAGAAGGCAGAAAAAAAGAGGCUGAAGAAGAAAAAGCAGAAAGACCGGAAGAAACGGGAGAAAUUGGAACAAGAGCAGAAAAGUGCACUGCAGGCCAAGCCGAGCACCCCAGCUGCAGGCGUUGAACACCCUCAAACCAGCAGUGCUGAGAAAGGGAGAGAGUGUCCAGUCCCCAACACCUCUGCAGGCCCUAGGGGCUCCUUGGGUGAGGAGGAGGGAGGCCAGAGAUCCAGGAUAGAGGAAUUGGAGGAUGAGCUGGACCUGAGCUGCUCCUUCGUCUCCAAAGCCCGGGAAAAAGCAGGCGUCAGGCUGCCAGGGCCUAGCAAAGAGAAGCCAGGCAGAGCAGACAGCACCAAGCCAGGCAGGAAAGUGCCAGGGAAGGUGCCUAAGCCUGAGGCCCUGGACACAAGCAUGGUGGAGCAGAGCCUGGUUCUUGCAGGCCGUGGCAAUGAGGCUGCUCAGCAGGGCAGGUAUGCCGAGGCAGUGCAGGUCUUCACCGAGGCCAUGAGGCUGAACCCCCAGGAGCACCGGCUCUUUGGGAACCGCUCAUACUGCUAUGAGAAGCUCCAGCGCUAUGAGGAAGCCCUCAGAGAUGCACAGGAGUCACUGCGGCUCCAGCCUGGGUGGCCCAAAGGCUUCUUCCGCAAGGGCAAAGCACUGCGGGGGCUGCAGCGCUACGCUGAGGCCGCCUGCACCUUCGAGAAGCUGCUGCACCAGGAUGGGGCCAACGCUGAAGUGGCCUCUCAGCUCAAGGCCUGCCAUGCCCUGCUGUUGCAGGGCAGCCACCAGAGCAGCCCAGGAGGGAUUCCCAUGUCCAUAUCACCGCUGGAGGCCACAGAGCCACCACUGUCUCCCUCUGGGAAAGGGGCAAGUAUGAGUUGCCAGAACAGAAGUGGCUUUGUCACCAUCGUGAGCUCCAGGAAUCAGGCAAAGGGCCAGGGCCAUGCUGCAGCCAGGAACCCCAGCAGCACUGGUAACUUCCCAACGCUGCCUCGUGGCCAUCCUGCAAGGGAUUGUUACCCACUCUGGGUGGGCAAUAUCACCCACAGGAUCAGUGAGAAGGUACUGCAGCGUGCCUUUGGCCGUUUCGGGGAGAUUCGCUUCAUCCGGAUGCUGCCAGAGCGCCGCUGUGCCUUCGUCAACUACACUCAGAAGAAGGCAGCAGAAGAGGCAUAUAUGGCCAUGAAGGAGGCUGAACUGGAGGGCAGCAGGCUGGUGCUGCAGCUCAAGCAUCCAUCCCAUGCCACCCCCCCUCCUUGGCAGCACCCAGAGCACCCUCACCCCCUCUGCCGCCCGUUCCCGCCGCCGCCGGGCCCUGUGGCACCGGGCUGGGGGUCCGUGAUGGAGCCGGUCACCAGCACGGGGCGGGAGGGGUGUCUUCCCGCACACCCCCUGCACCCGCAGGACUCCUCCCUGCCGACCCCCCCUGCUCAUCAGACAGUGACAUCACCGUUUAUCGAGCAAUGA
This is a messenger RNA of Indicator indicator, 2142 nucleotides long. It is a transcript of the gene TTC31, whose product is annotated as tetratricopeptide repeat domain 31. The transcript is spliced from 17 exons. Gene Ontology annotation, molecular function: protein binding; RNA binding. Lineage: Eukaryota; Metazoa; Chordata; Aves; Piciformes; Indicatoridae. The record is from RefSeq and is a predicted model, not a curated record. Bases 1 to 2142 code for a protein of 713 amino acids.